CAACUUGCAAAUGGAGAUAGAGGCUUUGAAAAUGUGGAGCUGGGCAUCAUAGGAAAGAAGAAGAAAAUUCCAAGGAGAGUUAUUCAUUUUGCAAGUGGAGAAACAAUGGAAGAGUAUAGCACAGAUGAAGAGGAAGAUGAACAAGAGAAAAAAGACCUGUUGCAGCCUGUUGAUCCUACAACGCUCACAUGGGGACCCUACUUGUGGUUUCAGAUGCUGCGAGUUGCCACAUCAACCUUAUCAGUGUGUGAUUUUCUUGGGGAAAAGAUUGCAUCUGUGCUGGGAAUAAGCACACCAAAAUACCAGUAUGCCAUUGAUGAGUAUUACAGAAUGAAGAGAGAGGAGGAAGAGGAGGAACAGGAAAACAAGAUGUCAGAAGAAGCAGAAAGACAGCAUCAGGAACAGCAGAGCAAACCACAGGCUGAAGCUCCUGUCCAAACAGACCAGCCUGAAGCAACAGCAUGCACUUCAUUUCUGAAUGUAAACUUUGAAAAUGAGGGAGAUUGCCAGUCCACUGGGGAAAAUAACCAUGAUGUAGUUCCUGUCCCUCCUUAAGUGUAAAGCUCUGUGUAAUGUAGGAAAUAGGAAGUAUCAAGUGUCACAAUCUGGAUAUAAGCAGGAGGAAAAGUAAGAUUGUUCAGUGAAAUACAACUUCUGGCAUUCUUAUUGAUCUUGAGAGAGCUAGGCAGUGUCUGUUCAGUCUCUCUGCCUAAUAAAGACAGGGGCAUUCUGCCAAAUUGGCACUUCAGAUAAAAUGAAAAUUGCACUACAAACAUUUGGUCCAAAAUUCAAUGUGUGAGCUAAUUUCUGUGUAAAGCAAUUAAAAAUGUCUUUUCUUUGAAUUUCUGUGUCUCUUAAUGCCUGUGGAUUGCAGAUGUAGUGCUGUUUCCUACUUC
Eurypyga helias (sunbittern) is the source of this 896-nucleotide messenger RNA. RefSeq names its product family with sequence similarity 177, member A1 (gene FAM177A1). The transcript is spliced from 4 exons. The annotation marks the transcript as partial. NCBI's taxonomy places the organism in Eukaryota, Metazoa, Chordata, Aves, Eurypygiformes, Eurypygidae. The record is from RefSeq and is a predicted model, not a curated record.